AAUUCCAGAUGGCCAUGGCACCUGGGCCAGCUUGGAUGCCUCGCCGGACGGGAGCGCAGCGUUCCUUGGAGAAAGCCUUCCAGGGGUUGACCAAGCUACAACAGCUGGUGUGCCAACCUCAGAUGGGGCUUCGGAAUAGCCCACCUCACCUGCCCUCCCUCCUGCCCCGGAUUUACCAGCACCUGAGGCUUAUCCGGGAGCACUACGGGAUGGGUUUGGCCCAGCUCUGGGAAUCCGAAUUCUUUCGGAUCUUCGUCUUGAAUCUGCUGGAAAAGAUUAAGCAAGCCACCCGGCUGUUCAAAAGAGGGAAAGACAAGGGGGAGAUUUUUCAGGAAGGCUCGGCUGCCAGGAGGAAUCUAACAAAGCUUUCCCUGAUCUUCAGUCACAUGUUGGCUGAACUACAAGCCGUGUUUCCCAACAGGGAGGACCAAGGCAGCACGUACCAGCUGAGCAAGCAAGAGGCCCACGUCUUCUGGAGGGGCACCUGGGGGGAACGCACUGUGUUGGCUUUUUUUGGCAGCUGCAUCCGUUCUUUCUUUCUUCUCCGUAGGAGCCUGGUUCCCUGGUCUGAAUUUCAAAAAGGUCUCCAGCAGGUCCAUCCAGUAGAUUCUGGUCCGAUGGCCACAGCCUUGAAGUCCACCAUCGACCUGACCUGCAGUGGCCACAUCUCCAUAUUUGAAUUUGACAUUUUCACUCGUCUCUUCCAGCCUUGGCCAUCCUUGUUGAAGAACUGGACGUAUCUAGCGGUAACACAUCCAGGUUACAUGGCGUUCCUCACCUAUGACGAGGUGAAGACACGGUUGCAGGCAUAUGUCAACAAACCUGGCAGUUACAUUUUCCGGCUCAGUUGCACCCGGCUGGGCCAGUGGGCAAUCGGCUACGUGACGACAGAUGGAGGCAUCUUGCAAACCAUCCCACAGAACAAGUCCCUCUUCCAGGCCCUGGUGGAUGGACAGAAGGAAGGCUUCUACCUGUAUCCGGAUGGGAAAAAGUACCACUGUAUUUUGACUCCAGUUUCACACCUCGGCCUGCCUCUUCUUCCUCUGCAGGAACAGUUUGAGCUCUACAGCCAGGUGGAAUCCACCUUCCAGCUUUGCAAAAUCUGCGCUGAGAACAACAAGGAUGUCCAGAUUCGGCCUUGCGGGCAUCUUCUCUGCCGGGAGUGCCUUAGGUCAUGGCAGACGAUCUGGGGCCACGAAGAGGUGGAGGUCAGCCCUUACAGCUCCCCGGAAGGGAGCCCGACAGCCAAGGACGAGAGCGACGAGGGGGACCUGGAAGACGUGGACAUGGUGUUACAACAGCUGAUGCUCAUGCGCCAGACACAAGGGGUCAGUGGGAGAUGA
Protobothrops mucrosquamatus (brown spotted pit viper) is the source of this 1343-nucleotide messenger RNA. RefSeq names its product Cbl proto-oncogene C (gene CBLC). Gene Ontology annotation, molecular function: calcium ion binding; SH3 domain binding; ubiquitin protein ligase activity. The coding region runs from base 9 to 1343 and encodes 444 amino acids. Gene Ontology annotation, cellular component: plasma membrane; membrane raft. NCBI's taxonomy places the organism in Eukaryota, Metazoa, Chordata, Lepidosauria, Squamata, Viperidae. The transcript is spliced from 8 exons. The record is from RefSeq and is a predicted model, not a curated record. Gene Ontology annotation, biological process: cell surface receptor signaling pathway; negative regulation of epidermal growth factor-activated receptor activity.